Haliotis rubra (blacklip abalone) is the source of this 1229-nucleotide messenger RNA. Its product is annotated as excitatory amino acid transporter 4-like. The transcript has 3 exons. The record is from RefSeq and is a predicted model, not a curated record. NCBI's taxonomy places the organism in Eukaryota, Metazoa, Mollusca, Gastropoda, Lepetellida, Haliotidae. Gene Ontology annotation, molecular function: glutamate:sodium symporter activity; L-glutamate transmembrane transporter activity; neutral L-amino acid transmembrane transporter activity. Gene Ontology annotation, biological process: L-glutamate transmembrane transport. Gene Ontology annotation, cellular component: plasma membrane. Bases 620 to 1144 code for a protein of 174 amino acids.
AUGCUUCCUCAAACGGUUCGCUUCUGGGUUCAACGGAACGUGCUCCUUAUCCCAGACCAAGCCGUGAAAAGUCACAUCCUCCAGCGUGCCCCAGCAGGUUCAGCGUUGUAUAAGAGACGGUCAGGUCCUGAUUGACAUUGUACGCAGGUUUAUGGUAAAUACGAGACGCAGUUCGACACGGACGUUGGGUCACUUUCCUUCAUCGCUUCAUUCUGUCUGCUUCAGGUGGACUCACUUACAACUUCCCGCCUUCAAUCCUCCUCUGACUUGAAGCCACCGAUCUCGUCUAUUUACAUUUGAGAGCUCGAUUGCUUGUUUUCGGCAGGAGCAAUAUUUACUCCAGACUUAACAAUCCAAGCCAAGAGCCAAUAAAAAUGUGGCCAUGAUAUUUCGUUGUGUGUAGACAGGUUUACCUUACAAACCGUCACUGCCGAUUGGUUGGUAACUGAGAAAUACCUGUGGGUGUCGCCGGCCGUCAAAUCACAAGCGCUCCACCUGUCAACGGGAACAGUUACGAUCCCUGGAAAGUGAGCCAAGAUUCAGGUCGCGUUGACCUGCACUUCCUUUGAAAGAACAUCGGAUACAAUUCUUAUUUGAUAUCAGAUUUCACAACUCUGAAAUGGAGGGAAGUAAAAUGAACGGCGAGAAGGGAAAGUUCCCCCCUUCAUUUGUAGACAUCCAAAAUGCUGAGGUUGUAGAACCCCCUCCUUCAAUUGGGAUGAGGAUUUGGCGUAUCUUUAAGAAGAAUAUCUUGAUAGUUCUCCUGAUCUUGGCAUUGUGUCUAGGAGUGGGAAUAGGAGCAGCGCUUCGGAACGUGGAACCAAAGUUUGAUUAUCGACAGCUGAUGUACCUAAAGUUUCCUGGAGACUUGCUGAUGAACAUGCUGAAGAUGCUCAUCCUUCCCCUCAUCGUGUCCAGUCUCAUCUCCGGACUGGCUUCCCUCGACACCCGAGCGUCCGGCAAGAUGGGGGGUCUGGCCGUCGCUUAUUACCUCAUCACCACCUUUGCAGCCGUCGUUCUCGGCAUCAUCCUCGUCGUCAGCAUCGGCCCUGGAUACAGGGGAGGAGGGGCAAACAGAUCCGGUUCAUCCAAAAUUGUCAACACCGCCGACACCUUCCUUGACCUCCUCAGGAUGCCAUGUUAAAGGGCCACUAAUCCAGAGCGAUUAAUGUUUCCAGCCAACAGUCUAAUUACGAAACCUAGCUGCAAACUGGUCAGCCCCUGCUCCC